Molecule: messenger RNA, 2269 nt
Organism: Strongylocentrotus purpuratus (purple sea urchin)
Lineage: Eukaryota; Metazoa; Echinodermata; Echinoidea; Camarodonta; Strongylocentrotidae
Product: UPF0573 protein C2orf70 homolog A
Exons: 4
Coding region: 172-786 (204 amino acids)
Source: RefSeq, a predicted model, not a curated record
GUAAAAUGGGCUUGUCAACAUAACCAUCACAUGUGCCAGAAGCAGAGCGAAUACAACAAGCUCAUCGAGUAACAGCUGCCAUUGGCAUUUUAUUGUUAAGGCUACAAUUAAGAUAAGAUAUUCUGCACAUUUAUUUUCUCUUUCAUUAUCGGUGAAACUAAAGAAAUAAAGAUGUCUCGAAGCGCAGGAACUCUUCAAACUACUCACCAGGCAACAUAUAUCCCUCCCAGAUUAAUGCCAGGAUAUAAAGGCCACUGCCCUACAAUGAAGUUUGACUAUGGGGAAACGUAUGGAAAUGCCACUGCUAAAUGUCUGCAAGACUAUCGAUCCACAACCCUGAACAACAGCAAGACCAACUAUUCUAAUGGAGGCCAGUUCCCAACAGUCUACACACACAACCCAGACCAAGUGAUUGGAGCUAGGGAUAGGACUAGGGAGAGAUUCAGAACAACACCACAAUAUUCCCUCAGCAACGUUAAUCAUGACAGGAAAGAAGAUAUUAACCAUUUUGAUAAGCUUGCUCAGGAACAGAGGGAACACUACAAGGACAGAACAGGAACAGUCGGCCGUGUGAAUGAGUUCUUGAUUCCCCGUUCCGCUCAAGAGAUGUAUCACCAGGAUAGCGCAUUAAUCGACGAGCAUGUGGAUAUGCGCGAGGAAGCAUCGACGAACAUGGCAAGGAACAUCCCAGUUGAGCGGAUGUCCAUCCCUCCCAUCAGGACAUUCAGUAAAUCAUCAACAGUUCGUGAUAGAGCAAUGCGUGAUGUCCAUUAUGAGCACCGCUAAUACAUAAUAUGCUGCCACGUAUAGUCUGUAUACUUGUUGAUGUAAAUAGGAAUUAAGAAUAGGACACUAAUAAUAAAGGACACUGAAUAUGAAAGGGAAAAAGACGGAGACGAUAACAUAUAUUAUUUUAAAGCCUUUGAUUUCCAUGAAGGGUUUAUUGGUAUACAAACCAUAAUAAUAUUUCAACCUUAUCACGUAUACAGAGGGGAUACAAAGAUUAUCUUUCCAUAUCAGGACACUAAUUAAAGCUCUCUUCAUAUUUUAAAGACAUAUUUAGAUAAAGAGAGUCAUGAAAAGUGAAAUAUUUCUAAAUGUUGGUCUUAUGUUCAUUUAAUUUACUCUACUGGCCGACUGAUAUAUUAAAAACAAACGGCUAAAUACCAGAGCCAGUAUAUAGAGCGAUAAGAUGUACAGUAUGUAUUAAAGCUGCAAUGAUUUUACCCUAGAAACAUUAUUUUAUUUGUGUGUGAUUGUAUUUGAGAUGAAGGGGCGUCGUUUUAUUUGUAAGAAUCUACUUCUUCAUAUCAACACCCACAUACACACACCGCAUUUUUUUAAAGCAAUGAAUAAGUCUUUCAUUACCAUUUCAAAAGUCUAGAAUUUUAAGAUAACUUUGCAUGAUCUUUUUGAACUGAGUAUUUUCAAACGAUUUAGACCUACCACUGAAAAAAAAAAUAGAAAUUAGAUAAAUAAUAAAAAGGAUAACUGAUUCUAUAUUAGAAUGUACAUGUAUAUUUGAGGUUAUAAUGAAAAAUGUACGACUGAUUGUGCGUGUGGGUGUGUGUGUUAGUGUUUCUUUGCGUACAAAUCACCCCUUGAUAUAUUUAUUUCUGAUAUUGAAUUUAUAGAUAUUAUUCCAUCCUAACAGAAUUGAGUUUUGCAAUCUAGAUGGAAUAUAUAUGUCAAUGAUUAUUUUGGUUAUAACAAAGACAAAUUGGGAAUUAUGCUGAUUGGAUUGCCAUGGAAUUAAUCGAUAUUGAAUGCAAUGCAAUAAUAAUAUUUAAUUGAUUUUGAACUUGUUUGAAUUCCUUGAUAGUUGUAUGUAAUAUUUUAUUUCCAUGUUUUGGUUUGUUUGAUGCGAUAUAGUAAUCUGAAUUUAUUCUAAUUUCUACUGGUAACAUUUCAAUACUUAAAAUUAUUCCAGUCAUGUAUAUCUAGGAUUCAUACUCAAAUGAUAACAUGCAUCAUUGUUUAAUAUACAAUAUUUCUACCCGAUGUUUCUUUGCCAUUAUCCUAAAGUGUGGUUAUUUCGUUUAAUGUGCAAUACAUGUGCAUUGUACCAACUUUAGAUUGUAUGUAGUACAUUAUGCCAAUUCGAGCUUGAUUUAUUUUUCCGUCCAAUGCUAUCAAAUCAAUUAUGAAGAGGAAAUUAUGCAGAUUUUCAAUUUGUCAUUUUGUAGUUCUUCAGAAGCAAUGCCAUUGAUGCAUCGUAUUGUUUAUUUAGAAUGAGCUUGUAAAUAAAAUAUUGUACGAUUGUAACAAU